AUGUCUUUUACGGACUGCAACAUGGUUAAAUUCCUCUUCACCUCGGUAGACAGUAUGUCCUAUGGGUUCUGCAAUGUAUGUCUAUGUCUGGAAAGGAUCACAGGGAAACUUCCUGAAGAGUUCAGGGAAGGGAGAAUUGAAAGUUCACCUCUAUUUGAACUUCCCCAAGGUUCUUUCACCAACACAAGCACAUUGCAAUACCUCUGGCUCAAAUAUAGUAAUGUUCCUGUGAUCCACCAAGGAGCCCUGAAGCACCUGUCAGAGCUGAGAGAGCAGAGACUGGAGGGCUACAAGCUCCAUUCAGUACCGCGGACAGCUCCCACACCAAGCAUCUUGGUUCUCAAACACAACAGUAUUGAUGUACUACUCCCUGAGCUGGCUCUUCAGUUCUCAGUCAACCUGAUCUACCUUGACCUAUCCUCCAAUAGGCUUACAGUUGUAUCCGGGAGUGUCUUCUUGAACUGACUGCUCUACCAGAAACACCAGUAGCCUAGUGUGGAGGAGAGGGGAGAGGGAAGUGGAGACAUCCAAUCUAGCAUGGUAAUAGUACUGCAUGGCAAUCCCUGGCAAUAUGACUGUCACCUCAGGGGACUUGUGCAGUCUGUCAAAUCCAUUAGUCUCCAGGUCAUCCUGGUAAAUUCCUACCUAAUGUGAAGAGGCCCUCUUUUUCAAGGGAGGGCAGUUUUUCAUCAAACUAAGCUCACUGUUUGUGUGAAGCCAGAGAUCUCAACCCCUAGAAUCAGUGUCACCAUUCAGGUGGGGCAGAAUGUGACCCUGUGGUUCUUGGCACAGGCCAGCCCCUCACCAACCAUUACAUGUGUAUAUUCUUUGAGUAGGUAAAGGGAAUUUGAUGUAAUCUCAUCCCCUGUGGAAGAUGCUGCUCUGUCAGGGCUGGUCAUACCAGCUUCCCACCUUGUAGACAGAGGCUCUUACCCCUGUGUGGCUUCCAGCUCCAUUGGCAGUAGCACCUUUGCCAUCUCCCUCUAUGUCUAGCAUGGACCCAUUCCCUCAAAGGGGAAUGCCUUCCUUGACCUGUGAGUCAUUAAGCAGAGGGUGCAGGGUCCCGCUGGAGUGGUUUGCAGCGAUUGAUACCCCUAGGAAAAGUGGUUCACCUUCUACAUUGCUUAGAAUGGAGCCCUCAGGAAGGAGAUAGCUCACAUCGGCCGAAUCAACGCAUACAUUGUGGAUGACCUCCUGCCGAGCACAAAUGAGGUAUGUCUCAGCCUGGGAAGUCAGCCCCCACACCCGGGGUGGUGUAGGUCUCUGUGA
Messenger RNA from Condylura cristata (star-nosed mole), 1269 nucleotides. RefSeq names its product leucine-rich repeat, immunoglobulin-like and transmembrane domains 2 (gene LRIT2). Gene Ontology annotation, molecular function: protein binding. The record is from RefSeq and is a predicted model, not a curated record. Lineage: Eukaryota; Metazoa; Chordata; Mammalia; Eulipotyphla; Talpidae.